CGUUCUUAUUAAGACCUCCAGCCUGCACACCAAGGUAUUAAUUGGCCUACCAUUCAAACAUUUAAACUAUUACAUAUCUCGAAUGGAGGUCCUUAAACAGCUUCAUACAUCUGUUGCUCAAGCCUUUGAAAAUUCUUUUGAUAAAGCCUACAGAGAUUUCAAUGCAGAGCUCAAUCGCUGUAACGCGCGCGUUCGGGAUGCAGAACAGAAAGCUGAAGAAGCCGAAGAAGCACACCACAACACCACAUCUGAGAUAACGAUUCUGAGGGAUAAAAUAGCUCUGUUACAAGAAGAGCUACGUCAAAAUGAAAUUGACUCUAAGGAGAGGGAGCUCACAGCCGAAACAUCCCUGCAAUUGGAGGAAAUGUAUGACCCCAGCCAUGUUUUAGGCGACAUCAGCACUUCCGACCUGAGCGCAGCAGAUAUGAAUGCAGUUUGUAAUAAAUAUGCCAAGCUCUAUGAACAAGCUUCAAUUCUUGUACGUGCCUCUGGUGAUCUCAGGAGACAAGUCAAACGGCACAAGAGAAAGUUGGAACACUUCCAAAAGAGUCUCCAACGUCAAGACUUUUCUCUCUUGAUCAACGGGACAAUUGUCAGAUUCCAACGUGUCAAGAGCACAGAGCCCAGUGAUCAGGAAGAUUUGCCUGUUCCAAGAUCAACAUCCAUGGCUACUGGGCUGUUAGACAUACCAAACAGUAAAGCGCAGGCGAACGACUCUACCCCAGCAUCAACUGUCCCAAUCUCUGGGGCAAACAGCGACCCAGUCGGUGCUGGCGCCGCUGGCGAAUCAGAAAAUGGACGCGAGAAUCGGUUUCAGGGGAAAUAUCCAGAAUCGAACUCGACACCCUCGGACGUUUCAACAGAUGAAGUGCAGCCGUCUAUCGCGACUGUAGACUCUCGCACUCAAAACAGCCGAAUGCUAAAGCGAAAGCGACCCGAAUUCGGCAGAUCUCUUUCCGGCAACAAUUCAAGUUUGAGAGGUCCGGAAAAUGGUGGAUCAGAACGCCCGAUUGUUGUCAAAAGCGAAACCCUAUCCUCGAGCCCCCUAAGAAUGUACUCCCAGCACGCAGCCCCAAGCACCCAAGACCUAGAUGACAUUGGCAGCAGCGUUGCGACGCCAACAAAGGAGACCCCAUUCUACAGGGAUCAGGACAUUUUACCUCAGCAAAGAGAUCCUGCCGCUAGCAUUGGAUCGCCAUCAACAAGGCGCAUGCAGCCAAAUCAUACAAACGUACAGAAUCAGUCAAUCUUAAGGUGGCCAGGAAUUCUUCAGCCUAUCAAUGACAAUCCGAGAAAUAUCAGCAGUCCUGUUCAGCCACACAAAGGACGAGUCAAAAUGUUCAACAAGGAGUUUAAAAGUAGAAUAUCCAGUAUAGCAGAAGAUGGGGACGAGAACUAUUGUCAGUCCAGCACAAGGGGCCAAGAAAAUAGAUCUCCAGAAAAGAGGCCAAAAACUCAUCCAUCAACUUCCCAACGACUACAGGACCUUCUUGAGAAGCCAUCGCCUACAAGCCGGCUGCUGUUGCAAUUAAACGGACAUGAGGCUCAUACCCCAAUCCAAAGUUGUACGCGGCACUCUCCGACAAAGGAUCGAACAAGUAUAAGAUGUCAAAAGAGAACAGAUACCACUAUGCCUAGCAAUGCGGCCACGAUAUCAGGGUCCUCGCGGCCUAGUUCAAGCUCGGGCAUACGACAGAAUGAGAGUAGGCCCUCUCGUCAAACAAGAGGCCCUAGCCAAAUAGACGUGUUGCCUGAUGAUGAACCUUUCAGGGCUCGACCACUACGCCGGCUGGAUCUGGAGCAUUUCAAAAUAAAUCCGGAUUACAACCAUGGGCUGGAUUAUGCAUACAAUGAAGUUGUCCGAAAAAGGGAUGAGCGCAAAUGCAUUAAUGGAUGCACGCGCCCUGGGUGCUGUGGGGAUAAGUUCCUCGCCAUGGCACGUUUUGGAUUCCCAACCAACCCAUCAACGAAAGACAAGGAUGAUCUGGAAAUCCUAGAGGAAUAUUUGGGGGGGGAUAAGCAUCUUAUAGACAAACUUAGCCCCGAGGAGCGUCGAAGCCUCCUAGAAGAGGCAAAGGCGAGAGAUAUUUCGAAUCGUUUUGGGAGACACAGGCAUCAGCACCAGCGUCCCAGCACCCCUCCCGGGUUCUGGCGCACAGAUAUGCCCGGUACACAGGAAUUGGAAGACGACCACGAGGAGGCGCAAAGAAUGCAAAGAGACGAGGUGAAAAGGCGACACAGAGAAGCAAUGCGCGCAGGUGGACAGUGGAAAUUCGCGGAUGAAUAAAAGAGCUGGAGUUGGUUUGAAAUAAAUACAAGACCAUAAUUUAUCAAGCAUACUCACAUUAGGGUUACUGAUCUGUACUUCCCAUCUUAAUCUCUCUCUACAACCUCGGUUGGUCUCCUUGGCAUAUGUACAUACGCAGGACACGUGCGAUCGCAACU
Aspergillus ochraceoroseus IBT 24754 is the source of this 2445-nucleotide messenger RNA. Its product is annotated as SAE2 C-terminal domain-containing protein. Gene Ontology annotation, molecular function: flap-structured DNA binding; single-stranded DNA binding; double-stranded DNA binding. Bases 83 to 2287 code for a protein of 734 amino acids. NCBI's taxonomy places the organism in Eukaryota, Fungi, Ascomycota, Eurotiomycetes, Eurotiales, Aspergillaceae. Gene Ontology annotation, biological process: double-strand break repair via homologous recombination; DNA double-strand break processing involved in repair via single-strand annealing. Gene Ontology annotation, cellular component: site of double-strand break. The record is from RefSeq and is a predicted model, not a curated record. The transcript has a single exon.